This is a messenger RNA of Dreissena polymorpha, 4552 nucleotides long. RefSeq lists its product as uncharacterized. The transcript is spliced from 2 exons. The record is from RefSeq and is a predicted model, not a curated record. Bases 653 to 3871 code for a protein of 1072 amino acids. Lineage: Eukaryota; Metazoa; Mollusca; Bivalvia; Myida; Dreissenidae.
UGUGCAUAUGUAUGAACACAAUACAUUAGAAUUUAACUUCAUUUAAAAGAUUGGAAUUAAAAUUAUUAUAAAUAAUUAAUUAUUAAUCAUUUCAAUUUGUUUAAAUGUUGAUAAAUAUAGUCAAUAAGAAUUAGUGUUGAGAUAUUAUAGUAAUAGUGCUGACUACAAAAUAGGAAUUUUGAUUUUGUGAAUAUUAUUUUUAGGUUGGUACAGUAAAUAUCUAUAUUAUUAUUAUAGUAAUUAUUGUUAUCAUUAAUAUAGUUAUUAUUAUUGAUAUAACAAUAUGAUGUUAUUGUAAUACUUUUUAUUAUCAAAUUCAAUUUGGAAAAUUACAAUGAGGAAUGAAUUUCUGAUCAAGUAUAAGAACCAUACAACGAAAUGUCAUGUAUAUUAUGUAUUUUGGCGCAAUUGUAUAUCGCAUGGUAAAGUACGACGUCAUGACGUCAUUUCCUGUCAUAUUUGACGUUGUAAAACAUUUACUUUAUUGGUGUAUACAACAGUUAUAACUAUGUAGUGAAUUCGUAUUUGUAAACUUUGAUAAAGCCCGUUUGGGCGAAAUAUUAAUAAAAGAGUGUUUUUACUAUGAAAUAUGUAUAUCUUUAUCCCUACUGGAUAUAAAACUGAGUAUUGACAUUACACUCCUAAAAGAUUUAUGAGUAUGAAGAACUACAUAACAUCGCACCAGAGUAAAUUGCUACGUUACAAAUCACAUGCGGAUUUCUUAAAUAAGUGCCUCACGGAAGGAAUAGUGCCAAAUGGAUUUAAAUUACAAUGGGAACCACAAAUAGAUAUGGAUCUGGAAACUCGAGAAAAAUGUGCCAAAGUCAAGAAGGAUGCGUCAUUGCGGUUGAUUACACUUACUGAAAAGGCUAUUACAAGUAAGAUAAUAGAAUUACAAAGCAACAAUGUUGAUAUUCAUAAUGAAAACUCAAAUCAUUUACAAAGGAGUCUAUAUGAACGGAAACAAAACAAAUUGCAAAAGGCACGUAUGCUUAAUUUUGACAUCAGAGACAUUAAUAACUCAUUAGAUGAUUUCAUUGUGAAAAAUGUAGCAGGAGAUGGGAAUUGUUUUUACAGAUGUAUUGCUUUAGACAUUUAUGGAUCUGUGGAGAAACAUGCAUGUAUACGAGAUAAGAUAGUUCACCAUAUGCACAACAACACCAAUCUGUAUUCAGUAUAUAUAGAUGAGGACAUCAACAUUCAUAUAACAAAUCAGAGUCAUAAAGAUGGCAGAAUGUCUUCAUGGGCUACAGAAGCAGAAAUUUAUGCAGCGGCUACGGUAUAUUCAGCUGUUGUACAGAUCUACAACGUAACGAACGGUGUAACUCAAAUUCUGAAUUUCGAACCGGUUACAAAAAGUACAAAAAUAAAGCGAUAUUUUUUCUUGAAAAUGGAACAUGGACAUUUUGAUUCAUUAAGAGUGAAAAGUAAGCAAAAAGUAUCACAUGACCGAAUUGAAGAUACGUCUCAGUUUGACUGGUUCGAUAUGGAACAACUUCCCGAAAAGCCCCAUGUCAAAACAGUAUCGCAUGAUGAAAUGGUACGAAUUCCGAAACCAUCUGAAGUGGAACAUGCAUGUUUUAAGGACAAAAAGAAGGUUAUAAACAAAGACAAUCCACACAAAGAUACAGACAGAGACUUGGUAACAAAGGAUCAGUUUUCAACAAUCAUAAACUUAUCUUCCAGGGAUUUAACAUUUAAUGAAAAAGAAAUUCUAUCAAAAGGUUUAAAAUUCAUACCUACAACUAACAAAUAUGACAUCACAAAACUGCAAAGCGAUCUCUGUGAGUGGGAAAGACGCAUGCGUCUUAAAGAGUAUUUCCAUGAUAAACAAAAUGAUCAGGAGAAAGAUAAUAUCAAACCAUGGAUGAAGAAAAAAAGUAGAUUUACACCAACACCUGGGAGAGAAAAAAGUCUUGAUACAUAUAUUGACGCGGUAAAACGAGAGAUACUAUAUGGACUUAAAGACAGAGUUCAGUCAAAUAUAAGUGACAAAGAAUCAAAGGCCUUACAAAGCUUGCUGAAUGAUUCAAGUAUAAUCAUUCGACCCGCAGACAAAGGAUCAGGAGUUGUGGUCGUUAAUACCGAGGACUAUAUCAAAAAUCUGGAGAAGGAAAUGAAUGAAUGUGAUUCUUAUGAAAAAAACAACGGAAAGUGUAAACAUGAAGCAAGCAGGGCGGUUAAAAAGGUAGCAAGUAAAUUAUAUAGAGACGGCCUUAUUGACCAGGAACUGAAAGAUUACUUAAUACCAAAACACCCCCAAGAAGCAAAGUUAAAAGGAAAUCCAAAAAUCCAUAAAAAUAACAAUCCAUACCGGACAAUAGUGAAUGGCAUUAGGACGGCCACAGAAAACAUGGCAGAAGUUGCAGAGAAAGAGUUGAAUGAGUUUGUAGAAACAACACCAAGUUAUAUUAAAGAUACAACAGAUUUUCUGACAAAACUGCAAGAAAUCCCCAAUGAAAUUCCAGAAAAUACAAUGCUUUUCUGCUUUGAUGUUAUCAAACUUUAUCCAUCCAUUCCUAAACAAAAAGGCUUAGAGGCAUGUAGAGAAGCACUUGAAACUAGAACAGACAAAACCAUCCCUUCAAAAGCAAUAGAAGAAAUGAUAACCACCGUUCUUGACAACAAUAUUAUAACAUUCAAUGGAACUGAGUAUAAACAAAGAAAAGGAGUUGCCAUAGGCUCAAAGUUGGGGAGGAAUUUUGCAUGUGCCUAUAUGCGUAAAUGGGAUGAAGAACUAAUGAAGAAUGAGUUCAUACCAAUCUUUUACAAAAGAUACAUCGACGAUGGAUUUGGAUUUUGGACACAUGGACUGGAAAAGCUUAAUGAGUUCCUUAUGUUUGCAAACCAGAUUGAUGAAAGUAUUCAAGUAGAAAUGAGAGUUGGUGGGAAAGAAAUAGAAUUUCUGGAUACUAUCGUGAAGAUAGAAGAUAGGAAAGUAAUAACAUCUUUAUACACAAAACCCUCAGACAAGCACAUGUAUUUAAACUACAAAUCAAGCCAUCCAAGAAAAACAAAAGAAGCCAUUCCAUAUAGUCAAGCCAUUAGACUGAAAAGAAUCUGUUCUAAAGAUACAGAUUAUCAGGUCCAUAAGAAAAAAUUAAAACACUAUCUUCGUAAACGUGGCUAUAGCGGAAAGAUCAUUGACAGGCAAUUUGAUCGAGCAGACAAGCUGGAUAGGGAUACUCUUUUGAAACCAAGUGAAGACAAGAAGAAAAACAUGAAAAGAGUUCCACUUGUACUUACGUACUCGAAAAAACUACCACGCAUACACGAUAUUGUGAAAAAGCACCUACCUCUACUGCACGAGUCGAAUAGAAUGAAGGAAUUUUUUAAUGAAAUGCCUAUUGUUGCAUACAGACGAGACAAGAACAUAGCAGAUAUAUUAGUGCAUGAAAAAACCAAUCGUACUAUGACAAGGGAGGUCAAUCCAGUAGAAAGAUGCACCAAAAAGUGUGUAGUGUGUGACAUGCUAACAAGGGGGUUGCACAACCGUGGAGGGGUGAGUGGAGUGACCAUUAGCAAAAGGCAGACCUGUGAAGCAUGUAACGUCAUCUAUGGAAUAAACUGUAUACAGUGUGGCAAAAUAGUUUAUGUGGGGGAGACAUCACGCUCACUAAAAGAACGAUUAAAGGAGCAUGAGGCAGAUACAAGGCACCACAGAAGCAAACCUGUUGCUGAGCAUUUUAACUCCGGACAACAUAGUGUAGAAGACAUGGGAGUAUGUGUUUUACAAAAUAUUAGAGACAAUUCGGAUUACUACCGCAAGAUAAAAGAACUUAACUGGAUUCAAUUGUUAAAGACAGAAGUUCCAAAUGGACUUAACACAAAAGCAGCUUCCGAUUUAGUAUGGCAGAAUUAUAGGCGAUAGUGUAGGCCAAUACGAGAUUCGUGUAGACAGUUUAAGUAACGAUAACUAUUUUCAAAAUGCAUAAUUCUCCAACAAUAGUGCAUGCGAGCGUAAGUAUGUGAGAGGGUGGAUAUGUAUGUGUGUAUAUAUGAGUAUAUGUGUGGGUGUGUAUAUAUAUAUGUAUAUGUGUAUGUAUGUACACAUGUAGGUGUUUAUUUGUGUACCUGUAAUUAUAUGUGCAAGUAUAUGAGUGAAUAUGUACAAGUGUGAAGGAAUGCGUAUAUAUGUGUGCAUAUGUAUGAACACAAUACAUUAGAAUUUAACUUCAUUUAAAAGAUUGGAAUUAAAAUUAUUAUAAAUAAUUAAUUAUUAAUCAUUUCAAUUUGUUUAAAUGUUGAUAAAUAUAGUCAAUAAGAAUUAGUGUUAAGAUAUUAUAGUAAUAGUGCUGACUACAAAAUAGGAAUUUUGAUUUUGUGAAUAUUAUUUUUAGGUUGGUACAGUAAAUAUCUAUAUUAUUAUUAUAGUAAUUAUUGUUAUCAUUAAUAUAGUUAUUAUUAUUGAUAUAACAAUAUGAUGUUAUUGUAAUACUUUUUAUUAUCAAAUUCAAUUUGGAAAAUUACAAUGAGGAAUGAAUUUCUGAUCAAGUAUAAGAACCAUACAACGAAAUGUCAUGUAUAUUAUGUAUUUUGGCGCAAUUGUAUA